AUGUCAAAACCGCCAAAUUAUGCCUUGGCAAGUCCAUCGACGUUGAAUUUGUUAUGUUCAGCCGAUCCGACUAGCUCAAAUGUAGAUCAAACAAAAGUUGAGGUUAAAAAGUAUGCCAAAAAGGAUUUAUACCGGCUAUUGGCGUUUAUGGAAGCCGAGUUACAGGCUAAGGAUGUGGCUUUGGCCGUGGCUAAGGUACGUUUACAGUAAUUUUACCAAGGCAUAGUGGUAUAUUUAGCGCGAAGCAAUUUUAAAUAAAUGAUCGAUGGGUAAGCCUAUUUUCAAAAAAAAAUCAAAGGGGGCUCUUUUCAAUAUUUAGUUUUUAAAUGCUAUUUUUUCAGGCAGAAAAAGCAAAAGCAUAUCUAUAUAAGCAACCUGAAGGAGCAGAAGGCAAAGUUAUGCAAAGUUUACUUUCUGAUGAAGGAAUGACGAUACAAAAAGCUCCGAAUUCACAGUUAGAACAAAUCUUUAGUUUGCCACAUAAAGAACACGAAAAGUUAUUUUUAAAGUACAAGGAAGUUGAAAAUCGACUGGCAAGUGUAAGUUUUAAAUUCAAUUUGAAUACUAUUUUAAAAUUUUUAAUUUAUUUAAAUAUAGAUUACCGUUAAAUUUUUAAUAUUUUGAAAUGUAUUUUAGAGGCUAUUCGAAGUUGAAGAACGACACAAGAAGGAAAUAAAAAUAUUAGAAUCACAACUAAAACGACAUAAUGAUACGAAGGGCAAUAACGAGUCAAAGUUGGUUGCUACGUUGCAACAACAUGUCAAAAGUUUGACUGCUGAGGCAAGUCAUUAUGUUUUUAACUAAAAAAAGUUUUGAACACAUAGUAGAUGACAUUUUGAAUACAUAGUAGAUGACUAAUUUGAUAAAAUUUUUUUUAGUUUUAGUUCAACAAUAUGUGUACUAAUUCAAUUUCAGACAUCCCGAAAACAAUCAGAAAUUGAGCAACGCGACGAAGAAAUAAGUCGCCGUGAUGCAGAUCUCAAAAAGGAGCAAGAACGAGCCAAAGUCAUCAUAUUGUACAUGUUGCACGAACGAAAACAGCUCCUUUCCCAACUGCAUCAACUGCAAAUGCGUGUAAAAAUGGCGGGUCCCGAUGCUGAACAACAUGAAAACAUUCUUGUGGCCGAGUUGAAAAAACAAGUAGCACAACUUAUCGACGAGAAAAGUCAUUUGCAACGAGUGAUGGAUGAACAACAAAAUGACAAAGCGGUUUUGGUUAAUAUUGUACGAGGGUUGGAGGAUGAGAUAAAUUCGUUGAAAGAGCCGCAGGUUAAUGUACCAAAAAAGGGAAAUGAAACGGUAUGCUAUCUACAUUUUUAUGCUAAAAGAUAGGAUAGAUAUAGAGAAGGUAAAUUCAAAUACGGUACAGUAGGGUAGGAUAGAUUAGGUGACAUUAAGAUAGAUGGUUUAAAAAAUAUUUUUAGCCAAAAUCCUUGCCCGGCUAUGUCGUAGCCAAUAAAAAUGCCUUAUCUGGAGACGUAAACAGCUCAAAACCACGGUCACCAAACUACAACUCAAAUUAUACUGGUACGGUAGUGCGCCGAGGGUCUCCCACAAAGUACCGUAUUCAUAAUUCUGCCACAUUUCCCAAUAAUACUGUAGCAUCACCUCCUAAAACUCCAUUGAACGGGAAUACACGGUAGGUUUUUGUGCUUUAUGUUUAUGCUUUAAGGCGAUAAUAAUGAUGUUUGGGCCGUGUAACCGAGCGUAGCGUACGUCUAUCAACUUGCUUAAUCUUUGGGUGAGAUGGAUGUCGUAAAGUGUUGUAAAGUUAUUUGUGUCUUUAAAGUUUCAAAAAGUUCAAACACAACAAUGCUGCCAUUAGAAUUUACAUUUUAAAGCUAAAGCUAUAGGGGAAAAAAGAAAUGUUUUAUUUUAAGCUUUCUUUAGGUUUAAAAACUAUAAAUUCUAGGUACAAUGAACAACAUACACCAGUGUCAAACCUACCUAGGCCAAGUAUGGGUAUGUCGGCACGUCAUCAACCCCCAUUGCCAAACAGCCGACCACCAAUCCAACGACAAAGUCGGCCAACAAUGGGUGUUGCUGUCCAAGAUUACCAAAAUUCUACUGCGAUUCCAGUAGAACAACAGAAGGGAAUGGGAUUGGUACAGCGGUUUAUGAGGCGAUCUACUUCGUUACCUAAACGAAUAAACAAUAAUGAAGUUGUUGAGCAGGCUGGGAGGGGUACGUUUUGAUUUAUUAAAUUUUUACACAGUUUUUGUUAAAAUUUUUUAAUUAUUUAUUAAAAAUUAAAGUAAAAAAUAUUAAUAUUUAAAAUUAAAAUUAAAGUCUUUAUUAAAAAUUAAAAUAUUUUUUAUUUUAAAAUUCUAGUUGUACCGCCGCAAACAACCCCAGGUACGCCACCGUCACCGGGCGGCCGAAAAACCCAACAAAUGAGUUUGCAACGACCGCAACGUCUUCUGUAUGACAAUGGGAAGUCGGGUCACACACGGAUACAGUGA
Molecule: messenger RNA, 2462 nt
Organism: Bursaphelenchus okinawaensis
Lineage: Eukaryota; Metazoa; Nematoda; Chromadorea; Rhabditida; Aphelenchoididae
Source: the annotation of a GenBank genome assembly